AUGCCAUCGACGAUCCCCUUCGUCGGCCAUUCAAUCCAAUUCAGCAAGUCACCUGUAGAAUUUCUAACAGCAGCUUACUUCAAACACGGACCAGUGUUCAGCUUCACGAUGGUCGGCAAGACGUUCACCUACCUGCUGGGCUCGCAGGCAUCAGCCCUAUUCUUCAGCAGUAAGAACGAAGACCUGAACGCUGAGGAGGUCUACGCCAAGUUGACGACCCCUGUUUUUGGCAAAGGAGUGGCUUAUGAUGUUCCAAACAAUGUCUUUCUAGAGCAGAAAAAGUUGUUGAAAACGGGUUUCAGCAUAUCUCGAUUCAAACACCACGUCCAUCUCAUCGAGCGUGAACUUCUUGAAUAUUUCAACCGGUGGCAACACGAGGGAGAGGCAGAUCUGUUUGCUUCGCUAUCGGAACUGAUCAUUUUGACAGCCAGCUCCUGCCUUCACGGAAAAGAAAUAAGAAGUUUGUUGAGUGAGGAUGUUGCGCAGUUGUACUGGGAUUUAGAUGCAGGCUUCUCCCACCUGGCCUGGGUCCUUCCGGCCUGGUUCCCCUUGCCCAGUUUCAAAAGACGGGAUCGGGCCCACAGGAAGAUGAAGGAGUUGUUUCUCGAGGCCAUCAGGAUGAGGAGGUCAUCACAGACGAAGGAGGACGACAUGCUCCAAACACUGAUUGAUGCUUCCUACAAAAAUGGUAGAGCGUUGAGUGACGAUGAAAUAUCCGGAAUGCUGAUUGGAUUGUUGCUGGCAGGUCAGCACACCUCAUCAACUACUGCAUCGUGGCUGGGUUUCUUCAUUGCGAAACAUCAGGACAUCCAGGAUGCCCUUUAUGAGGAACAAAGGAAAGUUUUUGGUAAACAUGCAGAUGGUGAACAUGCAAAUGGUGAGCAAUCGCAUGGACAUUUGUCAUACGAUGGUUUAAAGGAAUGUCAUCUGCUGGACCUUUGCUUGAAAGAGACGUUGAGGAUGAGGCCACCAAUCGUGACGAUGAUGAGGAUGUGCAAGACACCUCAGAAAAUCUUGAACUACGUGAUACCAGCCGGCCAUCAAAUCUGUGUGUCCCCGACAACGAACCACAGGCUUCCCGACACGUGGCACCAGCCUCAAUUCUUCGAUCCUUAUAGGUCGUUUAUGGACAAGUUUGUGUACGUACCGUUCGGAGCGGGUAGGCACAGGUGCAUCGGAGAAGCAUUCGCCUACGUUCAGAUCAAGUCAAUAUGGUCUUACCUCAUUCAAAAGUUUCAUUUUGAACUGGUGGGUGGGAAGUUUCCUGAAGUCAAUGUAACAACCAUGAUCCACACACCAAGCGACCCUAUCAUCAGAUACAGGCGGAGAUAA
Messenger RNA from Helobdella robusta, 1332 nucleotides. RefSeq lists its product as hypothetical. The transcript is spliced from 10 exons. The record is from RefSeq and is a predicted model, not a curated record. Bases 1 to 1332 code for a protein of 443 amino acids. Gene Ontology annotation, molecular function: oxidoreductase activity, acting on paired donors, with incorporation or reduction of molecular oxygen; heme binding; iron ion binding. Lineage: Eukaryota; Metazoa; Annelida; Clitellata; Rhynchobdellida; Glossiphoniidae.